Gasterosteus aculeatus aculeatus (three-spined stickleback) is the source of this 1829-nucleotide messenger RNA. Lineage: Eukaryota; Metazoa; Chordata; Actinopteri; Perciformes; Gasterosteidae. The record is from RefSeq and is a predicted model, not a curated record.
UCCGGGUCGGAUUGAUUUUCUUGUAACACAUUUCCCAUGGCUGUCAGACGUCUUCACUCCUUACUGAGCAAAGUGUCUUUUCUCUGUUUGCUCUCGUGUUGCGUUUUCAAUGUCUUUCCAUGUUGAUGUGAGCGUAUUCUUCUUCGUUGGCAACUCCGCAGAUGUGAUGUCAGAUAAGCGUCAGCGGGCCAGAGUCCAGGGCUCCUGGGCCAAACAGCUGCCAAAACAACCUCGACCAACCGGUGCCGUCGCAAACAAUCAACCAACCAGAAAUGUUAACCCAGAGCCUAAUUCAUGGGGAAGUGGGCCACAGAACACCCCUAAGACAUUUGAGUUCCAUCAGCCCACCAAGCAAGUUAGAGGUGUUCCUCCGGUGAAAGUGAUCGAGCAGGCAGGUAUUCAUGAGAUCAGCCAUGGACCAUCGGGAGUGUCCAGACUGCGAUUGCUUCCCGGGUUUAUUCCCCCAGAAGAGGCUGAUUGGAUGUUCAGUAAGCUGUUAGCAGAGCUUCCCUGGUCCCAGAAGACCAACUACAGACAAGGUGAUGCGUACGAGGAGCCCAGGCUGACCUGCUGGUUUGGAGAGCUGCCCUACACGUACGCGCGCUCCACCCUGGCUGCAAACACACAGUGGCAUCCGUCGCUGUUGACGCUGCGCGGAGCGGUGGAGCAGGCGAGCGGCUGUGGCUUCAACUCGCUGCUGUGCAACCUGUACCGCGACGGCCACGACAGCAUCGGCUGGCACAGCGACGACGAGGCCUCCCUCGGCCACAGGCCCACCAUCGCCUCCCUCAGCCUGGGAGACACCAGAGUGUUCGGCGUCCGCAAGCAGCCUCCCCCGGAGGAGAAUGGCGACUACACUUAUGUGGAGCAGAUUCGGGUUCCUCUCAGUCACGGCACCCUUUUGGUGAUGGACGGUGCCAUGCAGGACGAUUGGCAGAUUAAAAAAUGUUAGCAGAGUAUUUCUGGAGAAGAUAGAAGACAACAGCAGAAACUGCAGCGCUCUAUUUGGACGUGCGUUAAUCGUGCAACGGCGUCAUCAUCUACUUAAAUGAAAGAAUAAGUCACUUUUCUUUUAGGUGGUCAUGCUGAAGAGUAAGUGGAAACUAAAAGGGGGGGGGGGGUGUGAAAGGGAAGAUCGAGAUCUACAAAGACGGUGGAGCCGCCGCAUAAAAGAAACAAAGAAAAAGGGAAAAGGUCACAUGUGUUUUAUGGCGACACCUCUGAGUAUCUCCACAGAGGUUUUAUCUCUCCUUUAAAGAUGUUACCAGAGAAAGAAGAUCACACCAUCCAUUAAUUAUUCCACCGACACCUCAAUUACAGUCCCCCUCCUCCAAUAAAACUCAGCAAGAGAGGUUUGGAAGUGAGCUCUAAAUAUUUAACCAAAGGAUACGAGGUUAUUUCUGCCUGUUCUGAUCCUCCAAUUCAAAAGGUUCAUAAAUAACUAAUUAAAUGUUUAGGCUGUGGAAUUACAGACAAUGUUUCAGUGCUGUUUUUGGAAAGGAGAAUAACUGCCUUUUACCCUGCGUGUCCGAUGGUAAGAAAAUGGUGUUUGUUGUCAAACAAAAAUAUGCCACCAUGCUCUAGGAACUCCUUUUAAAAAAAAUCGUGUAGUCAUUUGAUUAGAAACAGAAUAUAUAGAUAGAUCGAUACUAAUUGUUUGACCAUGGACCAAGAUAAAAAACAGCUAAAUAAAAUUCCAUCGAAAGCCAAAUGCUCAUUUGAACAAAGCGUCUGAGCCAGUGUUUCUCAAAGGGAGGAAGGGGGUUCUUCCGGUUUCUUCAUGCAGAAUUCUUUUAGAUGAUUAUACGAUAGAAAAUUGUAUCCGUCUC